This is a messenger RNA of Didymodactylos carnosus, 1731 nucleotides long. The record is from the annotation of a GenBank genome assembly. Lineage: Eukaryota; Metazoa; Rotifera; Eurotatoria; Philodinida; Philodinidae.
AUGUUAGAUUUAUCAUAUGAUUUAUUCAAUGUACGUGUUGAUCGUGCUAAAAAACCAUUAAUUCGUAUUAAAAAUCAUUUUUAUUAUCCAUUACAACAAACAGAUGAUGGAAAAUAUUCUUUAAUUAGAGGUUUAAAUAAUAAACCAUUAAAAUGUCCAAGACGUUUACUUGCAUUGUGCAUUCGAAAGUUGAUUCAAAAUGAAUGUUUUCUCUUAUUAUGUAUUCAACAACAAUUAUUAUCGACAAAUAUUUAUUAUUCUAUGGCUCAAGAAGCUAUCUUUAAUUGUGAAUAUCAAAUAUUGGAAAUUUUAAUCUCUUGUUGGCCAUGUACAAGACUCGAUAUAACCAAGUUAAUACCAGUGACAAUGAGUUACAACGAUGAUGAAGAUAAUGUGACGAUACAACAUGAUUAUUUAUCAAUUAUUCUUGAAAAAAAAUUACAAGAUGGUUCAACAUUAUUAGAUUAUAUUAGUAUGGGCAUUGUUAAUAAACAACCGAGAAUGUCAAGAUUAAAAAUUGUCGAUUUUCGAGCUUGUUCAUCAAGUAUUCAAAUGACCAAAGAAGUGUGUCGUUUGCCUUUGCUUUGGAUAUCACCGACAAGACGUUCAGCCAAUCGUCUCUUAUUACAAAUGAAACAUGGAAUGUGUAUUGAUAAAGUUAAACUGGAACAAUAUUUAGACGGUUUUAAUUAUGUCUAUCAGUUCUAUGAUAAAUCUAUUUCUCAUGAAAUAAAUUCCGGUAGUUUGAUUAAGCAUGGAUUUAUGUCUAAACCAAUUAAAAUUCUUCUUGAUUGUCAUAUUGUAAAUGAAGACACAUUACUUGGUUUACAAAUUCAACAACUAACACCAUUUCGAUUUCAUUUUCGUAAAUUAUGGAUAUCUUAUUAUAUUAAACAAUGUCUGAUGGCUAAUACAUCAUUUGAUCUAAAUCCUAUUCUAUUUUUAACUAAUGUUGAAACAAUUACCCAUUUACAUUUGAGUGAUAUAAAUAUGGAUGCAACAGAAAAAGAGCUUACACUUCUUGUUCGAUGUUUAUCCAAUUUAAGAAAUCUUCGUGUAUUAUGUUUACAACGUAUACUAAAUCUUUAUCCUCAACGUUAUACCCAUGUUCAUUUUCUAACUGAUUUAUGUCAAGAUUUUAAUCGUUUAUUUCGUCGUUUAAUUUAUUUACGAAAACUAGAUUUAUCCUAUUCCUAUCUUCGUUCUCAUAUUCGUACACUUCUAACCGGUCUUAUUCAACCAUUAGACUAUCUUAACUUACAAGAUUGUCGUUUGACAUCAAUUGAUAUAGAAUUUAUUAAUUCAAUGCGUAAUAUACGAUACAUACGAGAAUUAAAUUUAAGUAUGAAUGAUUUUAGUACAUGUUCUACUAUAAUUAUAAAUAUUGUUGAAAAAAUACCAAAUCUUGUAUCAUUAUCAUUAGCCUAUUGUCAAUUGAAUCCAUCAACUUUAGUUCAGUUAGCCACAUGUUUUAAAUCAGUUAAUGAACAAAAAACAUCGAUCAGAUAUUUAUCAUUAAAAGGUUUUAUUCCAUAUUUAAAUUGGGAAUUUUUAGAUUUAUUACAUGCCUACGCAAAUCUAAUGACAUUGAAAAAAUUAUUAUUAUUUCCACAAUUGUAUGCUUAUCCGGGAGCAAAUGAUGAUGAAAGAGAAAUUACAGCACGUGAUCUUUAUAGACGAUGUUGUACUAUAUUACAAACAUUAGGACGAACAGAUUUAGAACUUUUGUAA